Daphnia magna is the source of this 1115-nucleotide messenger RNA. RefSeq lists its product as uncharacterized. Bases 123 to 878 code for a protein of 251 amino acids. The record is from RefSeq and is a predicted model, not a curated record. The transcript is spliced from 5 exons. Lineage: Eukaryota; Metazoa; Arthropoda; Branchiopoda; Diplostraca; Daphniidae.
ACCUAUAUAAACACGGCAGUCCGUCGGUAGCGGUCAGUUCACUUGCAUCCUUCCCCUGCGAUCCUACUAGCGAAUUUAACUGUAGACAGCUACCGUCUUCCAUUUCAUAUCUUCAUCACAAAAUGGCGAUUCCGAAGCUUGGACCUAUGUCAUUGUUAAUGAUUGUUGCGGCCAGCUGCCUGAUGGUGGCCGCUGCCGAAGAGGAACUACCCGCUUCGACGGCCCGCCAGUCCAAACAGAUUUUCUUGGUACCUUCAAUGACACCUUCGAGCACUUUCCCAUUAGGUUUUUACGGAAGGAGUCCUUUGGCCUAUCCGUUGUUGAUGCCGCAACAAGACUCUCUAAUCCGCAGCGAUCUAGUUGAACAAGAACCAAGAGCAUCAGGAUGGCCGUACAAUGUGCCUUCGGUUUCAUCAGAAGAUGAUGAACAGGCUCCUUCGUGGAGGGUUUACGACGCAGUUGAUGAUAACGGUGGACUAAAGUGGUGGAAAAGACGAUUUAACAGACAAGCACUCAUCACCUUGACUCCAUCAAAUCUUGAGUGCCUUACUGAAAACAUUAAGACUGAUGGACUGGGUCCCUGCAAACGAGCAUCGCAAGCCAAUCAAGGAACCAUCGAUAUCAAAUUUCCCGUAGCUGACCAGUCAGCCGUCAUUGGGAUCACGGCUAAUUCACCAGUGAACACCCGGGUCACACUGCUUUGUACUACCAUAACAGAAAUGGGGGUUUUUACGCAAACUGGCAAGAUUGGCGCCGUGUCGGACACACCAAGAACAGAAAUGGGAUACAUGCAAAUUGUUGCAACUAGCACAGCAGCAAACGCUGUCUUGAAAUGCCAUUGGACAACAUAUCGCCAUUACACCGCUACAUACCCAUAAAGGUCUUCUACCUGUAACAAGAUGCAUUUAGCCAAUCAUGACACAUAUUCCUGUAACCAACCCAACCUUCAAAGGUCGCCAUUAAUGCGUCGAUGUACCACAGACAACAUUUCAUCGAUGUGACGAUCUGUAGUAUUUAUUUAGUUCCCAUACAACGUACUGAUUUUAGUUCAGUUACAAUACAAAUAUUUGCACACUAUAUUCGAAUAAAGUAUGAAAUACAAUACUCAACUUGUA